Molecule: messenger RNA, 929 nt
Organism: Penaeus chinensis
Lineage: Eukaryota; Metazoa; Arthropoda; Malacostraca; Decapoda; Penaeidae
Exons: 3
Coding region: 75-467 (130 amino acids)
Source: RefSeq, a predicted model, not a curated record
CCACGGACUCCAAGCUCGGCAGACAGCUCAUCCGAAACGGUCCUAGCAAACGACAUUCCUAAAAUAAAACAAAGAUGGCCAGUACUCUGUCUCGCGCUCUUCCCCGCCUCGUCUCAUCCCUACACACCACGCCCAUCCUCAGCCGCCCACGUCCUCACACGGCCCUCGCCAGGACCAUCACCAGCUUCCACGGGCUGCAGGGCCUCGCGCAGCCAUGGCGGGUACCGACGGAAGAAGCUCCUGAGCUGGUGGAGAGCGGGGGACUGGCGCUGCACUUGGAGGCCCUCCAGCGGUGGCACGACGAAGCUGAGCUCCUGCGGGAGGCGAGAGUCCUUCCUCCAGGCGUUGACGACCAGAUCAACCUCGAGGCAGAGACUCGAAGCCAAGUCAAAGACCUUAUGGAAACUCUGAUUGAGGAGGAAAUCUUGGACGUCCGUCGGGGUUGGGUCCUCGCCUCCAACUUUUAAUGUUUUCCAUAUUCCAUUCCCGACGCUAAUAUUCCAUGUCAGUGAACCUCCUUCGGCCUAGACUUUUCACUCUCAAGAAGGAAGCUGAACACAGCGUGCUGCUCAGGCCGCACCAAGGGUUCUCCCGCGAAGCCUCUGGCCACGAGCGACAACCAAAGCCUAAUUUGCCUUCCGCCUCGACGACGAAGGCAUUGUAGCACGACGAGGGAUCCAUUUCUUGGUCUCGCCUGUACCUUGUAUGUGUAGUUUUAGGACAUAAUGAUUGUAACUCUUUUCUGAGUUGCUGAUGUAAUGUUUAUUACUUUUGACAAGGGACAUUUCCCUCUAUAAUGUUUAUGUUGUUAGGACUGCAACCUAUGUUUAAAGAUAACAGGGUUGUUAAAUGAUGAUCUGUUUUUAUACUUAUAUGACUGCGAUUCUGUCGUUUUUGACAAUUUGAUCAAUAAAAUACUUACAUGUUUA